AUGCGUCGCUCGUGGUGCUUGCUGCGAGCAGCGGAACAGGGGCCGUUCGACCCAUAUCGCAUCUUGGGUCUUUCCCCAAACGCAAGCAAGGAAGAAAUAAAGCGAGCCUACCACCGGCUUGCGCUGCGGUACCACCCCGACGGUGGCCCUGAGGGAUCUACGAGACGGUUUCAGGCCGUGAAUGAGGCCUAUGAAGCGCUGCGGAGUGGCAAGUGGCGACCACCGGAGGCGAACAAGGCCUCUACGGACGGCAAGGGAUUUGGAUGGGACUCACGAAUGGGGAUGUACGUCUACGAGCAGCCUGGAUCCACGACUGAGAACUACGUUGACAGUCGGACGCAGACUCUUUUGCGUCUCGGUGUGUUGUGGGCGGCCGCGUUCGUAGUCGUGCGCUUUUUCCUCCUCUGGGUAUUUCCCUUCGCAAGGGGGUCUCCAACGGUUGAGUGGGUUGCGGCGACUGACAAGGAUGGUGCAAGGCCUGCGACUGCAGAACCGCGGGGGCUCCGGGAGAAACUCGGCGCGUCACCGCACUCUGUUCAUGCAAUGCAGGAUUCGGAGUUUGCUAGCACCCAGGGUGGCCCUUUUUCGCUGUCUGGGCCUCUCAACGUGGACCCGCUGCGGAGGGGAUGA
This is a messenger RNA of Trypanosoma rangeli, 630 nucleotides long. Its product is annotated as chaperone DnaJ protein. The record is from RefSeq and is a predicted model, not a curated record. Bases 1 to 630 code for a protein of 209 amino acids. The transcript has a single exon. NCBI's taxonomy places the organism in Eukaryota, Euglenozoa, Kinetoplastea, Trypanosomatida, Trypanosomatidae.